Messenger RNA from Liolophura sinensis, 1905 nucleotides. Its product is annotated as dolichyl-diphosphooligosaccharide--protein glycosyltransferase subunit 2-like. The record is from RefSeq and is a predicted model, not a curated record. Gene Ontology annotation, biological process: protein N-linked glycosylation. NCBI's taxonomy places the organism in Eukaryota, Metazoa, Mollusca, Polyplacophora, Chitonida, Chitonidae. Gene Ontology annotation, cellular component: membrane; oligosaccharyltransferase complex.
GUUAGCGUGUCGCACCGGCGAAAGCGAGAGAUGGCAAGUGGCACAUCAGUAUUGUGGCUGUUAGCCUUGUGUGUGGUGGGUCAGGCCCUCACCCCCUCCACUUACCUGACCACAGUGGACAAGCAGAGAUUGAAGACGGUGUUUGAGCUGGCCCAGCCAUACUCUGAUGGGGCUAGUGCCCAUUACUCCAUAAUGGGCCUCAAAUUACUGGGAAUUCCUGUGCCCAAACAACAGGAGGCUUGUAAGUCUGUGACGUCAAGCCUGAAGAUUGACAGCGUGGAAUCCAUGUAUCAUGCAGCAGCUGCCAGCAAAGGGCUGGAGAAUUGCAAGGUAUCAGUUGGAAAUGGGAAGCAACUCUUGACUGACACAAUCAAAGAAGACUCGUCUGUGUCAGAUAUUUUCUAUGCAUUUUUUGCCCUUAAAAAUUUAGGACUAGCAGUGGAUGAUAAAAAAGUGAGUGCAGCUCUUUUAGGAGCUUUGAAAAAAGAUGAUUCUCCAUUAAGUAUGGGAUACGCAUUCCAUGUGGCCUCACAGUUAUCUGGCGAUGUCACAAAGUUUUUUGAAAACAUAGAAGAUGUUGUUGCUCAAGCUGAUGAAGUGGAUGAACAGUAUUUACAAUUUGAAGGAGGAUUGUACAUUUCAGCACUUGUCGUUGACGGGGCCUAUAAACUAGCGGAAAAAGCCAAGAAAGCACCAACUAUAUCUGAGGAUAAGGUUGUAAAGUUUGCAAACUAUUUUCUGAGUCGGAAGCAUGUCCACCAGCUGCGUGCUGCGUACCAGUUCCUGUCUGCCAUCAGAACACUCACAGAUAACAAAUAUCAAAUUCCCAUCGCCGUAACUUUAGCCAGCUCUGUCGCUGUCAGCCAAUCAGCAAACAUGGUCCAGGUUCGAGUGACAAAUCUUCUUGGUGGCAGUUUGGGCAAACUAACUGUGACGGCCGACAGUGCACGCCACCUAGUGGACGAAGCUGUCGUACUGAGUAAGAAACAGUUCACAGCUGUAAAAUCAGAAGAUUCUCUGUAUGAGCUAAAUUUCAUGGAGGUGAAGCCUGCCCGUGGAUUUUACAAACUCACAUUGUCCGUGGCUCCAGGAAAAGCUGAUGCUCGGCUCAUUGGGACCAAGGGUGCAGAGCUGCAAGUAAAAGUGACGACUAAAGUAGUGAUAGAAAAUGUGGAAAUUGGUGUGGGUGACAAAGAUCAGACAACCGCCCCCAAAACUACCAAACUGCAACAUCCCAACAAAGCUGCAAACACGCUGGAGGCUGACUACCAUCAGAAGCUGGUGAUGAAGUUCCAGCUGAGGGACAAGGCCACCUCGGAGCUGAUAACCGUGCACCAGAUGUUUGUCCGUCUGAUGAACCAGAAAACCAACCAGGAGAUAAUCUUUGUCGCAGAACCUGACGGAGCCCUCCUUAACAAGUUUGAUCUGGAUGUUGGUGCCAAUGCUAAGGAGUUUGGUUACCUAUCUGGGAAAUACAGCAUGGAUUUGAUCAUAGGAGACCUGGCCAUAGAAAACCCCUUCACAUGGACAGUGGCUGAUGUUUCCCUAACCUUCCCAGAAGGCUCUGCACCCGAGGGAGAGAAAGAAAACCAGUACGCCAAGAAACCAGAAAUUAUUCACCAGUUCCGUGUUCCGGAGAAACGCCCACCGAAAGCCGUGUCAACCGCCUUCACAGCUCUUAUUGCCAUCCCUCUCCUGAUACUGUUUGCCUUGUGGCUGAAGAUCGGAGUAAAUGUAUCAAACUUCCCCUUAUCUUUGAGUGCUAUCGGAUUCCAUAUCUGCUUGGCAGCUAUAUUUGGUUUGUACUACUGCUACUGGACACACCUGAACAUGUUCAACCUGCGGUACCUUGGGCUUCUCUCCCUUCCUACAUUCCUCUUCGGUAAUCGUCUUCUUAGUGGAUAG